GAGCUUCCUACAAUUGUCAAUUCCGAUAUUGAUCUGUCUCUUGAUAUUUCUUCAUCAAGAGAUGUAGCUCCUCAUGAACAGCCUCUUGAUGAUCAUGUUUACCAAUUCGCCAUUCUCUUGCCCGUAGAAGAAAUAGAGGAUAGUGGUAGAUUGAUUGAUUAG
Dovyalis caffra is the source of this 162-nucleotide messenger RNA. The record is from the annotation of a GenBank genome assembly. NCBI's taxonomy places the organism in Eukaryota, Viridiplantae, Streptophyta, Magnoliopsida, Malpighiales, Salicaceae.